CGGUCCGUGGGGGGCCUGGGGCGCUCCGGCCUCCCCAGGGGGAGUGUCCCAGCGCCCAGCCCUCGCGGAUUCCACCCCGCGGAGGGUCGGGCUGUAGGGGUGUCCCCCUCGAAGUUCCCAAUGCCCCCUUUCGGCCCCGCUCAGGCUGCCCGGUGCCCUGACCCGCCCCCGUGAAUGAGUGGCCAGCGGGGCCAGGGAGAUGCCCGGCUGGUACCUAACAAUACUCAGGAGGUUGCUGGGCCCCACAAAAAGUUGGGCGUUGUUGGUCGAAUCUGAUUAACUGUGCUGCUGAGAAGACAGCUUUCAGGAGCUGCUAAGAUGGGCAUGAGGAUCAAACUUCAAAGCACCAAUCACCCCAACAACCUCCUGAAGGAACUCAACAAGUGUCGGCUCUCGGAGACCAUGUGCGAUGUCACCAUCGUGGUGGGGAGCCGUUCCUUCCCGGCCCACAAGGCCGUGCUGGCCUGUGCGGCUGGCUACUUCCAGAACCUCUUUCUGAAUACUGGGCUUGAUGCUGCCAGGACCUAUGUGGUGGACUUCAUCACCCCUGCCAACUUUGAGAAGAUUCUGAGCUUUGUCUACACGUCAGAGCUCUUCACAGACCUGAUCAACGUUGGGGUCAUCUACGAGGUGGCUGAGCGUCUGGGUAUGGAGGACCUUCUUCAGGCCUGCCACUCUACCUUUCCUGACUUGGAAAGCGCUACUGUGGCCAAGCCUCUGAGCAGCACCGGUGAGAGCCAGUCUGGUACUCUGCGUUGUCCUUCAACAGAAGCUGCCCAUCCCCUCGGAGAACUCCGGGGCAAUGGGGAACAUUUUGGUCCUGAUAGAAACUAUGUGUUGCCAGCUGAUGCUGGAGGAAGCUAUAAGGAGGAAGAGAGAAAUGUUGCCAGUGACACCAAUCACAGCCUGCCUCUCCCACAGCCACCUUUGCCACCAAAGACAGAAGACCAUGAUGCCCCGGCUCCGUUUGUAUCUCUUACUAGUGUGGCAGCCCAGCCAGUCCUAGGCUCUGUCAGCACGGGUGUCCGGACCAGCACGAGCUCUUGCCAGCCCUACAAAGUUCAGAGCAAUGGAGAUUUCAGUAAAAGCAGCUUCUUCACUCCCGACAAUGCAGUUGACAUCACCACUGGGACCAAUUCCUGUCUGAGCAAUAGUGACCACUCCAAAGAGCCAGGCUUUGUGCAGAUGGAUGAGCUCCAGCUGGAGGACCUGGGGGAUGAUGAUUUGCAGUUUGAGGACCCCACUGAGGAGAUUGGGACGGUGGAGGAAGUGAUUGAGCUGAGUGAUGACAGUGAGGACGAGCUGACCUUUGGAGAGAAUGACAACCGGGAGAAUAAGGCUAUGCUCUGCCAGGUGUGCAAGAAAGUUCUAGAACCUAACAUUCAGCUGAUCCGACAGCAUGCCAGGGACCAUGUAGACCUGCUGACAGGCAACUGCAAGGUCUGUGAGACCCACUUCCAGGAUCGAAACUCUCGGGUGACCCAUGUCCUCUCCCACAUUGGCAUUUUUCUCUUUUCCUGUGAUAUGUGUGAAACAAAGUUCUUUACCCAGUGGCAGCUAACCCUUCACCGACGAGACGGAAUAUUUGAGAACAACGUCGUCGUUCACCCCAAUGAGCCCCUGCCUGGGAAGCUGGGUCUCUUUUCAGGGGCAGCCUCCGCAGAGUUGAAAUGUGCUGCCUGUGGGAAAGCUUUGGCCAAAGAUUUUCAUGUGGUCCGAGGCCACAUCCUCGACCAUCUGAACUUGAAGGGGCAGGCCUGUAGCAUCUGUGACCAACGCCACCUCAACCUUUGCAGCCUCAUGUGGCACACGCUGUCGCAUUUGGGCAUUUCAGUUUUCUCCUGCUCUGCCUGUGCCAGCAGCUUUGUGGAUUGGCACCUCCUGGAGAAGCACAUGGCUGUGCACCAAAGCCUGGAAGAUGCUCUCUUCCACUGCCACUUGUGCAGCCAGAGCUUCAGGUCAGAGGCCGCCUAUCGUUACCAUGUCAGCCAGCACAAGUGCAGCAGUGGCCUCGAGGUACGGCCUGGCUUGGGGCAGCACCCAGCCCUCCAGAAGCGGAAGCUGCCAGCAGAGGAGUUUCUGAGCGAGGAGCUGGCUCUGCAGGGCCAACCUGGGAACAGCAAAUAUAGCUGCAAGGUCUGUGGCAAAAGAUUUGCCCACACAAGCGAGUUCAACUACCACCGACGGAUCCACACGGGCGAGAAGCCGUACCAGUGUAAGGUGUGCCACAAGUUCUUCCGAGGCCGCUCGACCAUCAAGUGCCACCUCAAGACCCACUCAGGUGCACUCAUGUACCGCUGCACAGUCUGUGGCCACUACAGUUCCACCCUUAACCUCAUGAGCAAACAUGUCGGUGUGCACAAAGGCAGCCUCCCACCUGACUUCACCAUCGAGCAGACCUUCAUGUACAUUAUCCAUUCCAAAGAGGCUGAAAAGAACCCAGACAGCUGACUGGGUCCCAGCACAGCCAGGGGAGUUCCUGGGUGGCAGCCAGGACAGUGAUUUUCUGAUGGCUGUUGGUCUCUUCCCAGUUGAAGCUACAGUUUUGCCUUGCUAGGAAUUCUGUUCUGUGUUGUUUUUAGAAGAAGUACAUAGCACAUAAGCUGUUACUGUUUUUGAGAGUGCAGCAGCUCUGUUGCAUUUACCUCCAUACCUGUUCUAGCCCAGGAGGGGCUGUGUUUUUGAUUCUUUUGAGGCUGGCUUUGGGGUCUAGUCAAGCAGUUGUGUCAGCUAGAUUCCCUUCCCAACCUCCCUAGUUUUAGUUUACGGAUAGGUUUUAUGCUGCUAAGAAUCCAACCAACAGCCUCACAGGAUAGAGGAGGUGAAGAGAGGUCCGUGUCUACACUGUGGGUAGACCUUCAACUGGGAUAACCAGCUGCGAGAGGGAUUUGGGAAAUGUGGUCAUUCAGCAAGGACUAGUCAGCAGGGCCACUCACCUCAGCUCCAGUGCCAACCCUUAACAGGGAAAAGGUGUCAGGGAUGGAGGUGCCUGCCUGCUCUCUGGCCCUGAUCUGCUGAUCGGCAGUGAAAAAAAAUCUUUGGGCGGCAAAGCUUUCUGUUUAGGUUACAAAGCUUUGGGAUGAGUCCUUGCCAGCAGGUGGGGUUGGUCCUGUGGUGCUGCCAGGUGCGGCAGCCUGGAUGGACAGGAGAGGAGACUCCCUCUUUUCUCCUUAUUUCCAAAGAAUCAUAAUUUUGUGGAGUGAUGGCCCAGGACAUCAAGACUUCCCUGUGAGGCAGAGAGGACAGGGAGCCACUUUGAUAUCUCUGUCAUUUUGGUUGCCUCCAGUGAUGUUGAGUUUCCUGGUGGAGAACGGGAGAUGUCUCUGACAGCAGCAGCAGCAGCAGCCUUGCCUUGCCUUAAUUUAUAUCCAGUCUCCCACCCAGGAGGGUUUGGCCUGUAAUGUAGAUGAGAAAACCCAGGAAGUGGUGGAGUGUUGGACUGUGAGCCCUUCAGGAUUAAAGGGACCUGAGUAACUGGUGGUGUGUGGCAGGGUGUGCGUUUUGUGUGUCCCAGUUAGGUAACUGGUUUUCUUUGUGUUAGCAGUGCUGAAGCUUUGACAACUCACCUGUGACCUGCUGGUAUUGAGCCUGUGUCAUUGCAUCACCUCCAGGGGGCACUGUUGGAUGACAGCUGGUUCAGGCCCUCCUAGGUGGCCCGGUUCCUGUAGCUCUUUGGUUCCAUUCUUAGUUGUUCUAUAAAGGGGUCUUGCCCAAAGAAGGUUGGAGCGAGAGGGUCCUUGAUCUUGUAUUCUCACAUGGUGGCACCUCAGUAGCUCAUACUACCUCACCCUGCUCAGGUGAGCUCUAGGAGUCCCUAGCCUCAGCCUGACACUGCCCCUGGUGGGUGGGACUCAGCAACAUUCCAGGAUGUUUCACAAGCAAGUAGUUCAACCCACAAAGCCUUUUUGGACAUUAAUAUUUAUUUAUUGUUUUGUUUUUGUAUGCGUAUUACCCAGCAUCUCUUUUGGGUAAGAGACUUCAGGAAAAUAAGUUUCUCCCAAGCAAGUAGCCAUAUACCAGUGGACUGACCUGGCCAGAGAUUUGGGGAGUAGUGAUGUAACGAGGGGGAGGCCAUGUCAAGCCUUUUAAACAAGUGAAUUUUCUUCCUUUAGGCAAUGGAUGUAAGUUCUAGAAAGUUGGGACCCAGUUAAAUUCCCAGACCUUUGAUCCUCCUUCUGUCCUGUGAUGGAGGAGAUUAGGGCUGGGAUGAGGGGAUCAAGUCAAGUCACAUGAAGGAGAUUUUUUACACUUUCUUGUCCUUCCUAAAUUUAGGUGGGCUCCUGUUCUUGUCUUUACUAAGACACACAGGUGAACCAAAGCUCCAUCCCUGUUGGGCCUGCUGCUUUUCUUUCCAACCCUGGAUUGAGCAAGCCUUAGAGUUAGAGCGCAGGGCCCUCCGGGGGGCUUUCUAGUUCCCCCUGGGUGACAGGACUUGUAUAAUGGCCAGUUGAAGGCCCACCUUUCACCGUCUAAACCCAACUUGGAAUAUCUCACGAGGAAAGCAGUGCUGACUUUUUACACUGACCAUUAAGAACUUAAGAAGGGAAUCUGUAAUACUCGACUACAAUCAGGUAUCUGCUAUUCUUCUGAAGCAUGAAGGAUCCUCAGACUUGAUGAGGUCUGAGCUUUGAAUGGUUGGUAUGUGAGAGGUGAUACUAGAACCCCGUCAGGUAGCCGAGAAUGGAUAGACACACCGGAGAAACCCUUUUCGUUAGUAGAGGGCAUCAUUUACGCUGGGUAAUUGGUAUACAUAACCUGAAACUGUGAAGAUUUCCCUUUUUGCCAGUAAACCAAAAAGUAGAUCCUUGAAAUUUUGCCCUUGAAACACUAAACAAAAAACUGCUCCCCCAUGAUCUCUCAGAGAAGUGGCUGAUCAGGGAGACCCAGUUGAUCCCAGUCAGACACGUAGCAAGCAGGAUCAGUAGCUUGCGAGGCUCAGUGACCAAACCCUGUCCCUCUGGGCAUCCCCCACAUUCACACAUGAGCUUCCUAUCCACAUGAAGUCAUGUUUGCUUCCUCUGCCUCUAGCUCACGCCUUCCUGAGUUGUUUUACUUGAAAUGUUAUAUUGUGGCAAAGGGCACUCUAGGAUACCUGGUGAAGGUGUUACUUGACUUCGUUGGUGUUCAUUUAUUGGAUCCUGUUGUUGUCUAGCACUGCCCUCUGCUGUAUUACUCUGAAGUUCUGUUUGACCCUUGAAUGUUGUCUCUUCUCCUCUUUCCCCGUUUUCUUGUUCAGGACUCAGGACCAGCUACAUAAUUCACUGAGCCCUCUUCUUCACAGGUUGUUGGGGUUUUUAAGACGGCUAUUGUAGAGCGUUAAACCAAAUUUGGGACCACUCCCAACUUGUUUGUUAAGGGGAAACAGCAACACUUAAAUGGAAUACCAGGAAAACCAUAGAGGCUACUUAUGGCCAGGGGAGAGGAUCAAUGUCCUGCACUCCAGUGACCCCUGGUGGUUCGUAGGUGCCUCAACACCCAUGGGAGUUCUGCUGAACCCUAAUAUUUGGUUCUAAAUUUUAAGUCCUAUGGUUCAGUGGCUAGUUGGGAAGAAAGGAGGUGGGGUGGGGGUUGGGCCCAAGUGACCCCUAAGAACCAGGAAGUGGGUAAAGUUCUUUUUCACUUCUGACCCGUCAGCACCACUUUGUUUUUUUUUUUUUUUUUUUUUUUUAAAGCACCACUUUGUUUUCAGGACAAACCUUUGGACUUAGAGAUCUUUUCCCCCAGUCAAGUUUUUACUACUGAUAAAUUUUCUUGCCUCUUGCUGUGUCCUAUUUCUCAGACCCCCACACCACUCGACUUCAAAAAUGAAUUUAUAUCCUUUAUAGAUGGACACUGAAUUCGUUGGCAGGGGAAGGGGCUGUGUGGGGCAGCCUGUGCCUGCUUGGGGGUCCCCAUGUGCCCCUUUCCCUCAACUGUGCACCGAGUGAGUCAGGAAGCGGGGUGCUCACCGCGUUCGUUUCAGUGUGAUUAUACAUCAUCAGCUUAACAUCAGAAUGCAAAUGAAACUUCUGAUUUUGCUGUUUCUUUAACACUCUUGUCCAAUCCACCUAUCCUCCCCCCUACCUCUAAUAGCUGAAAUCUCUUACGAAAUGGAGAAGAGGUGUUGAUGUCUAACUCCUUCCAUUAAAUUAAUAAGUACUGACCUCCUAAUAUUUAAGUGUUUACUAUCUAUUGCUGUAAAGUUUUGUACAUUUUGUAAACUUUUUUUCCCAAAUGGUAGAUGUCUAAAAUCGUUGUACAUCUGAUUCUUUUAUAUUCCAUUGUUCAGCACAAAGUGUGGUUUUUAUUUAGAAUAAUAAAAAAAAAAAAGAAAUUU
Chinchilla lanigera (long-tailed chinchilla) is the source of this 6316-nucleotide messenger RNA. It is a transcript of the gene Zbtb39, whose product is annotated as zinc finger and BTB domain containing 39. The record is from RefSeq and is a predicted model, not a curated record. Gene Ontology annotation, biological process: regulation of transcription by RNA polymerase II. Bases 319 to 2451 code for a protein of 710 amino acids. Gene Ontology annotation, molecular function: RNA polymerase II cis-regulatory region sequence-specific DNA binding; DNA-binding transcription factor activity, RNA polymerase II-specific; protein binding. NCBI's taxonomy places the organism in Eukaryota, Metazoa, Chordata, Mammalia, Rodentia, Chinchillidae. The transcript is spliced from 2 exons. Gene Ontology annotation, cellular component: nucleus.